AUGAGCGCCCCCGAAGCCGAAACGUUUGCUUUCUCGGCCGACAUUAACCAGCUCCUGAGUCUAAUCAUCAACACGUUUUACUCAAACAAGGACAUUUUCCUUCGUGAACUUAUCUCGAAUGCAUCAGAUGCCCUUGACAAGAUCCGGUACUCGUCACUAACUGAUGCGAGUGUGCUCGACACGGACAAGAACCUUGAGAUUAAGGUCAUUCCAGACAAGGCCAAUGGUACACUGACGAUCCAAGACUCUGGUAUUGGUAUGACCAAGGCUGAUCUUAUUAAUAACUUGGGCACGAUCGCCAAGUCGGGUACCAAGGCCUUCAUGGAGGCAUUGGCUGCCGGUGCUGACAUCAGUAUGAUUGGUCAGUUUGGUGUCGGGUUUUACUCUGCCUAUCUCGUGGCUGACCAAGUGGUUGUCCACUCGAAGCACAAUGAUGACGAGCAGUACGUGUGGGAAUCUGCUGCCGGUGGAUCAUUCACUGUGAAGCCUGACACAUCGGAGCCCAUCCUACGUGGUACUCGCAUUGUAUUGAAGUUGAAGGAGGAUAUGCUGGAGUAUUUGGAAGAGCGCAAGUUGAAAGACUUGGUGAAGAAACACUCGGAGUUUAUUGGCUUCCCUAUCAAGCUUUACGUUGAGAAGACGGAGGAGAAGGAAGUGACGGACGAUGAAGAGGAGGAAGAAGAGAAGGAGGGUGAAGAUGACAAGCCCAAGGUAGAGGAAGUUGACGAGGAGGAGGAAGGUGAGAAGAAGAAGAAGACGAAGAAGAUUAAGGAAGUGACCCACGAGUGGGACCACUUGAACAGCCAGAAACCUAUCUGGAUGCGUAAACCUGAGGACGUGACCCACGAAGAAUACGCUUCGUUCUACAAGUCGCUUACCAACGACUGGGAGGAACACGCUGCUGUGAAGCACUUUUCGGUGGAAGGUCAGCUUGAAUUUAAGGCUUGUCUGUUUACCCCCAAGCGCGCGCCAUUCGACAUGUUUGAGGGCGGUGCCAAGAAGAAAGUGAACAACAUUAAAUUGUAUGUGCGUCGCGUGUUCAUCAUGGACAACUGCGAAGACCUCAUGCCUGAGUACCUGUCGUUCGUCAAGGGUGUCGUUGACUCGGAGGACUUGCCGCUGAACAUUUCGCGUGAGACGUUGCAGCAGAACAAGAUAUUGCGUGUGAUUAAGAAGAACUUGGUCAAGAAGUGCCUCGAGAUGUUUGCGGAGCUUGCUGAGGACAAUGAGAAGUACAACAAGUUCUAUGAGGCCUUUAGCAAGAACCUGAAGCUGGGCAUUCACGAAGACUCGACGAACCGCACGAAGAUUGCCAAGCUGCUGCGUUACUACUCGACCAAGUCUGGCGAAGAGACGACGUCUUUGGACGACUACAUUUCGCGCAUGCCGGACAAUCAGCCUGGUAUUUACUACGUGACGGGCGAGAGCAAAAAGUCGGUCGAAAACUCGCCGUUUAUUGAGAAGCUCAAGAAAAAGGGAUACGAGGUGCUGUUCAUGGUAGAGGCCAUCGACGAGUACGCCGUGCAGCAGUUGAAGGAGUACGAGGGUAAGAAGCUUAUCUGCGCCACCAAGGAAGGCCUCAAGAUGGAGGAGACGGAGGACGAGAAGAAGUCGUUCGAGGAGGCGAAGGCUGCCACUGAGGGUCUGUGCAAGCUCAUUAAGGAGGUCCUUGACGACAAGGUGGAGAAGGUCGAGAUCUCAAACCGUAUCGUCGAGUCGCCGUGUGUGCUGGUGACGGGUGAGUACGGCUGGUCGGCCAACAUGGAGCGUAUUAUGAAGGCGCAGGCCCUGCGCGACAGCAGCACGUCGUCCUACAUGUCGUCCAAGAAGACGAUGGAGAUUAACCCGUUGCACCCGAUCAUUAAGUCGCUGCGUGAGAAGGCUGAGGCCGACAAGAGCGACAAGACGGUGAAGGACUUGAUCUGGUUGUUGUACGACACGUCACUGUUAACGUCGGGUUUCAGCCUGGACGAACCCACGACGUUCGCCAACCGCAUUCACCGUCUCAUUAAGCUCGGUUUGAGCAUUGACGACGAUGACGAUGUCGCCGACGAAACGAUGGAGGACUUGCCUCCGCUUGAGGGUGAGGAUGAGGAGGAGAGCACGAUGGAAGAGGUGGACUAA
Molecule: messenger RNA, 2124 nt
Organism: Peronospora farinosa
Lineage: Eukaryota; Oomycota; Peronosporomycetes; Peronosporales; Peronosporaceae
Source: the annotation of a GenBank genome assembly